Messenger RNA from Topomyia yanbarensis, 1888 nucleotides. Its product is annotated as beta-1,3-glucan-binding protein-like. NCBI's taxonomy places the organism in Eukaryota, Metazoa, Arthropoda, Insecta, Diptera, Culicidae. The record is from RefSeq and is a predicted model, not a curated record. The transcript is spliced from 3 exons. Bases 6 to 1631 code for a protein of 541 amino acids. Gene Ontology annotation, molecular function: carbohydrate binding; hydrolase activity, hydrolyzing O-glycosyl compounds. Gene Ontology annotation, biological process: carbohydrate metabolic process.
UUAAGAUGUUCCGGCCAGUGCAUCAAAAAAUCGUUCUUAUUAUACUUGUCAAAUUAGCUAUAACGGGCACUACUAUUCCACGCCGAACCCCGAACCCACGCUACCGUCCGCCAAAACCGCGCUUCGAAGUGUUCCAGCCGAAGGGGCUAAUAGUAUGGAUUCCCGCCGAGUCCGGUAUCACGUCGUUUUCGUUCUACGGAAAACUAAACCAACCCUUCGAAGAUGAAUAUGAACUCGGUCGGUGGACACAGUCCAUUACCCGACCAAAGGACGGUCGCUUCAUGUUUGUGGACCGGAAGAUCGAACUAAAACCAGGGGAUACGAUCUACUACAGAACAGUUAUUACGCACAAUGAUGUGACGUAUCGUGGGAAUCACGGAGUUCAUGAGAUCAGCAAGUACAGUGGCACGACUCCGGGAGGAAGUGGGGGUGGGGGAAGAAAAACUACGUCAACGACGACCACAUUGCCUCCGUUUGUGUACAAAAAUAACGAACGAAGGACCAAGGGCGUAGAUCCGGAUACGUACGUGCCAUUGGGACCGUUUGACUAUGAAUCGAAGGAAUCACCGCAGCCGCACAUUCGUACUAGAACAAUUACAACCCAGACUAGCGCGGAGGAAUUAGGGUACAAAGAGUGCGAUAAAGCUCAAACCCAAGUCAACGGUAGGAAAGUAUGCAGUGGGAAAUUAAUUUUUGAAGAGACUUUCGACACAGCCGAGCUCAACGGACAAAAGUGGCGAAUCGAAAAUCGUUUCGCGUCGGAUCCGGACAACGAGUUCGUGGUAUACGCAGAUUUCAAGGAGAACAUUCAAUUGCGCAACGGGAAGUUGCUGAUCAAACCAACGCUUUUUGAGAGCAAGUUUGGUCCAGGAUCGACAAACACAAAGUUUAUGUUCGCUGCGGAAUGCACCGGAGUGCAGAACUCACGUGAUUGCAUACGGGAUCGGAAAAUUGAUUUUGAUAUGAUUCCACCAGCGCUCUCGGCACAGAUUUCCACCUACAAUUCAUUCAAGUUUAUGUAUGGUAAAAUUUUAAUCCGAGCUAAGUUACCCAAAGGGGAUUGGAUAUUUCCACAACUAUACCUCCGACCAAGAAACGAAUUCUAUGGUCGCGACGAAUACGCUUCUGGGCUGAUGCGAGUGGCUUUUGUUCCCGGUGGGCCAAGACUGCGCAAUCAACUGUCCGGUGGAUUGAUGCUGAACAAUGCCGAACCACUUCGCUGCUCGAAAAUGUGCACACUGACAAGGCCUCGUAAUUGGAGCGACGAUUUUCAAGAGUAUGGCCUGACGUGGACCCCCCAGGGAAUCUACAUGGAAGUGAACAAAGAAGUCUAUUGCCACAUUGACCCGGAGGAUGGGUUCUAUCAGGAGAUGAGGGCCUUGAAACCUCAGAUAGCUAACCUGUGGAAACUGAGCGGAGACAAAAUGGCUCCUUUCGAUAAAGAAUUCUAUAUCAGUUUGGGCGUGGGUGUCGGGGGUCACUACGACUUUCAUCUGUUCCAGGAAAAACCGUGGAAAGAUCUUUCCGUUAAGGCGAUGCAUUCGUUUUGGAGUGCACGAGGCAACUGGUAUCCGACGUGGAACACGAAUAGCACGCUUCAAGUGGACUACAUUAGAGUGUAUGCAAUUUAGAUUAGUUGGCAAAGAGAAUAUACGAUACAGUCAGGUCUAGUACUACAAGGAUUUCGUCUUAGCGAUCUUUCUUGUUAUCAAUAGUUUAUGAGAUUUUGAUAUAUAAGAACUGUGGCCAAUAAUUUCAGAAUGGCCAACAUUUUGUGCAUGAUUGGGCUUACAAGUUAGUGACAUUGUUAGUUUUUUUAUAUUUAUUAUUUUUAUAUUUUUUUAAUUGAAAGAAAGAAAUACUGUAUAUGUGAUAUUGUUUGCAUCAU